This is a messenger RNA of Emiliania huxleyi CCMP1516, 9546 nucleotides long. RefSeq lists its product as hypothetical. NCBI's taxonomy places the organism in Eukaryota, Haptophyta, Isochrysidales, Noelaerhabdaceae. The transcript has 28 exons. The record is from RefSeq and is a predicted model, not a curated record. Bases 1 to 9546 code for a protein of 3181 amino acids.
AUGGCCAUGAGCCCCUCGCUCCCUGGCCGCGCACCUUCAAGCCUUCUGCUCUUCGGCUACCUUCACCCCCCACAGCCCCCACACACACAGACAACCCUGGUCAUCACCAGGGACCCGGUGCUGCGCGUCUCCUCAUGCAUCCUCUCCGUCCUCCUCCUCGCUGUCUCCGUCAUCGACAAGAAGUCUGCUUGGUACGAGUCCCUCAUCACCAUCGUCAUCAUCGUCAUCAUCGUCAUCGUCACCACCACCACCACCAGCAUCAGCAUCAGCAUCACGUACAUCAUCAACAUGCUGCUCUUGCCGCCCUCCCCACCCCUCCCCAAUCUUGCUCAACCCAUCUCCCCCGUCCCGGCCGCCCGACACGCGAAAGCGCCUGCUCAGGGCAUCGGGCCGUACGCCCGCGUCGCCAUCUCCGGCAUGCCGGCAGCCCACUUUACCAUCGCCUCACCUCGGUCGCUGCCGCUUCCCUCGCAGUACGAGGUCGGCGUACCUUCUGCGCGCAUACCUGCUCGAAGACCUCAGUACAAGGGCGACCGCACCGGCGGCCUGUCGCAGGCGACCAUCGAGUGCUACACGGACAUCGCGGAGUGCGUUGCCGCCCCGUGGGUGCAGGUCGUCUCGGCGGACGGCGUGAGCCUCGCGUACCCCGGCACGUACUGCCUCCACGGGUGCGACCCGCACGACAGCAGGCUCGAGCCGUCCUGCAACUCGACUGGCUACCCCGUCCGGUGCGAGCACGAGUGGUGCUACGUCGACCCGGCCGCGUGCAACACCGGGUACAGCACGGCCGCGUACGUGGUGGGCGCCACCCCGCACUACUUGUGCCCCGCCGAUGCCGCCGCCGCCGCCGCCGCCGCCGCCCUCGCCGCCGCCCUCGCCUCCGCCGCCCUCGCGUCGCCGUCGCCGCCGCCCUCGCCGCCGCUCGUCUGCCCGUGCCUCACCGCCUACCCGGCCGGCGUCAGCCUCGUGAGCGCCGAGGUGCAUGUCGUCGCGGCGGACGGCGUGAGCCUCGCGUACCCCGGCACGUACUGCCUCCACGAGUGCGACCCGCACGACAGCAGGCUCGAGCCGUCCUGCGACUCGACCUGCUACCCCGGCUGGUGCGAGCACGAGUGGUGCUACGUCGACCCGGCCGCGUGCAACACCGAGUACAGCACGACCGCGUACGUGGUGGGCGCCACCCCGCACUACUUGUGCCGUGCGUGCGGCUUCAGCAACGAGUUCGAGAGCUGGUUCUACCAGCCGCCGAUGCCGCCGCCGCCGCCGCCGCCGCCGCCCUCGCCGCCGCCCUCGCCUCCGCCGCCCCUCGUGAGCGCCGAGGUGCAUGUCGUCGCGGCGGACGGCGUGAGCCUCGCGUACCCCGGCACGUACUGCCUCCACUGGUGCGACCCGCACGACAGCAGGCUCGAGCCGUCCUGCGACUCGACCUGCUACCCCGGCUGGUGCGAGCACGAGUGGUGCUACGUCGACCCGGCCGCGUGCAACACCGAGUACAGCACGACCGCGUACGUGGUGGGCGCCACCCCGCACUACUUGUGCCGUGCGUGCGGCUUCAGCAACGAGUUCGAGAGCUGGUUCUACCAGCCGCCGAUGCCGCCGCCGCCGCCGCCGCCGCCGCCCUCGCCGCCGCCCUCGCCUCCGCCGCCCUCGCGUCGCCGUCGCCGCCGCCCUCGCCUCCGCCGCCCUCGCGUCGCCGUCGCCGCCCUCGCCGCCGCUCGUCUGCCCGUGCCUCACCGCCUACCCGGCCGGCGUCAGCCUCGUGAGCGCCGAGCCGCCGAUGCCGCCGCCGCCGCCGCCGCCGCCGCCCUCGCCGCCGCCCUCGCCUCCGCCGCCCUCGCGUCGCCGUCGCCGCCGCCCUCGCCGCCGCUCGUCUGCCCGUGCCUCACCGCCUACCCGGCCGGCGUCAGCCUCGUGAGCGCCGAGGUGCAUGUCGUCGCGGCGGACGGCGUGAGCCUCGCGUACCCCGGCACGUACUGCCUCCACGAGUGCGACCCGCACGACAGCAGGCUCGAGCCGUCCUGCGACUCGACCUGCUACCUCGGCUGGUGCGAGCACGAGUGGUGCUACGUCGACCCGGCCGCGUGCAACACCGAGUACAGCACGACCGCGUACGUGGUCGUCGCGGCGGACGGCGUGAGCGUCGCGUACCCCGGCACGUACGGCCUCCACGGGUGCGACCCGCACGACAGCGGGCUCGAGCCGUCCUGCAACUCGCCCGGCUACCCCGUCCGGUGCGAGCACGAGUGGUGCUACGUCGACCCGGCCGCGUGCAACGCCGAGUACAGCACGACCGCGUACGUGGUGGGCGCCACCCUGCACUACUUGAGCCGUGCGUGCGGCUUCCGCAACGAGUUCGAGAGCUGGUUCUACCAGCCGCCGCCGCCGCCGCCGCCGCCGCCGUCGCCGCCGCCCUCGCCGCCGCUCGUCUGCCCGUGCCUCACCGCCUACCCGGCCGGCGUCAGCCUCGUGAGCGCCGAGGUGCAGGUCGUCGCGGCGGACGGCGUGAGCCUCGCGUACCCCGGCACGUACUGCCUCCACGGGUGCGACCCGCACGACAGCAGGCUCGAGCCGUCCUGCGACUCGACCUGCUACCCCGGCUGGUGCGAGCACGAGUGGUGCUACGUCGACCCGGCCGCGUGCAACACCGAGUACAGCACGACCGCGUACGUGGUGGGCGCCACCCCGCACUACUUGUGCCGUGCGUGCGGCUUCAGCAACGAGUUCGAGAGCUGGUUCUACCAGCCGCCGAUGCCGCCGCCACCGGCGCCGCCGCCGCCACCGCCGCCGCCCUCGCCUCCGCCGCCCUCGCGUCGCCGUCGCCGCCGCCCUCGCCUCCGCCGCCCUCGCGUCGCCGUCGCCGCCGCCCUCGCCGCCGCUCGUCUGCCCGUCGUCGCGGCGGACGGCGUGAGCCUCGCGUACCCCGGCACGUACUGCCUCCACGAGUGCGACCCGCACGACAGCAGGCUCGAGCCGUCCUGCGACUCGACCUGCUACCCCGGCUGGUGCGAGCACGAGUGGUGCUACGUCGACCCGGCCGCGUGCAUCACCGAGUACAGCACGGCCGCGUACGUGGUGGGCGCCACAGCACUACUUGUGCCGUGCGUGCGGCUUCAGCAACGAGUUCGAGAGCUGGUUCUACCAGCCGCCGAUGCCGCCGCCGCCGCCGCCGCCGCCGCCCUCGCCGCCGCCCUCGCCUCCGCCGCCCUCGCGUCGCCGUCGCCGCCGCCCUCGCCGCCGCUCGUCUGCCCGUGCCUCACCGCCUACCCGGCCGGCGUCAGCCUCGUGAGCGCCGAGGUGCAUGUCGUCGCGGCGGACGGCGUGAGCCUCGCGUACCCCGGCACGUACUGCCUCCACGAGUGCGACCCGCACGACAGCAGGCUCGAGCCGUCCUGCGACUCGACCUGCUACCUCGGCUGGUGCGAGCACGAGUGGUGCUACGUCGACCCGGCCGCGUGCAACACCGAGUACAGCACGACCGCGUACGUGGCGACCGGCGAAGGUUCUACACGCGUCGGCCGACCUUCCUCCUCCCUCGACCUCGCCCUCGCCGCCGCCACGGGGUCCGCCACCUCCCUCGAGCUCGCCGGCGCCACCCGCCCCUCCGCCGCCCACGCCGCCGCCUCCCUCCACCUAGCCCUCGGCGCCACCCACGCCGCCGCCGCCUUCCACCUCGCCCUCGCCGCCGCCAACGGCUCCGCCGCCUCCCUCGACCUCGCCCUCGCCGCCGCCACCCGACCCCCUCCCUCCCCACCGCCACGGCUGCGCGCGCCGCUUUCGCCGCCGCUGCCCGCGCCCCCGCCGCCGCUCGUGCCGCUGCCUCCGACCUCCGCCUCCGACAUCGCAAGUUGUCCGCCGCCUCCUCUGCCACAACCCGUUUCUGCCGUCAGCUUCGUCUCCAUCAGCCCCUUCGUCGCCGGAGCGAUCCCACCGCUCACCGACUUUGUCCCCCGUGCGGCUGCGGCCAUCGAGGAGCCGCGAAACGCGUCGCUGCGGCCCAUUGUCCACCCAAACCCCCGCGCGAUCCCGGCAAGAGAGCGACACAGCCGCCUCGCACCGCCGCCCGGCUCCAUUCCGAGCGCCGUGGACGCGCGAGAGAGAGAUCGCGGGCGGAGCGCCGCCGCGCCCAUUGCGCUCCCGCGACUCAUGAGCCCGCGCCCCGCUCAUCCCGUGUAUGCUGACUCUCGCCCGCUGUCGCUUGCGUCCUCGCAGAUCCAAAACAACGUGCGAAUCAAAUCGAUCAACAUCAUGUCAGAGAACGAAACAGUGAAGGUCGGCAUCUUGCCGGUCGAAGACGGCCUUAUCAAGGCGGUCGUCUUCUCCGCGUCGAAGCCGCCUUCGCUCCUCGGAGACAAGGCGGCGUACGGCGCCAAGAACGACGUGAAGGGCGCCAAGUCUGACGCGGAGGCCGUCCUCGACGAGAGCGUCCUCAAGAAAGACCUGGCCGCGGCAACGGCGCCCGCCGCGGAGGUCGAGUCGGACCUGGCCAAGGCCAUGUUUGCCGCACAGAAGCCGAGCGCGAGCGCCGUUUUCUGGUCGCUGUCCAAGUUUGCGCGCCCGACCGACCCGACGACGGACCCCAACGGCGUCACCACAAACGCGCCGGCUCUCAAGCCGGUCACCGAAGACGCGCCGGCUCUCGAGCCGGUCGCCGCCAGCGGCACGCCGCUGCCGUCGAGCGAGGAGGGCAACGCCGACUGGACCGUCUCGGCCAAGGACUCUCCGCCAGCGGAGAAGCUCGCCCCGGCGGGCAUCGACGAGUGGAAGACCGCCUCCCCGCUCCGCAAGCUCGAGCGCAAAGGCGAGCCCAACCUGGUCGACUGCUCCAAGAACACCACCCCGAUUGACCCACCGACGGCUCCCAAUGGCGUCACCAAAAGCGCCCCGGCUCUCACGCCAGUGGCCGCGCCGCUGCCGUCGAGCGAGGAGGGCGACGCCGACUGGACCGUCUCUGCCAAGGAGGCUCCAGGGAAGAAGCCCGCCACGGUGGGCAUCCCCGACUGGACCACCCCGUCGAACCCGCGCCGCAAGAAGGGGCGCAAGGGCAGGUCUGCCCCGAUCGUCCGCACCAAGAGCAUCGCCCCGGUCGGCGGCAACAACCGGUUCGCGGCCCUGCUCGGAACGAACGGCAACGAGGGCAUCCUCGGUGGCACCGGCAAGGGCGCGACGGUCGACAUCGAGACGACCACGAUUACCACGCCGGAGGGCUCCGUCUCUGCCUCCGGCUGGUUCUCUUGGCCCAAGUUCUGCCCGUCCUACUUGCUCCGCCUCUUUGGCAUCCUCGCGCUGCUCUGCCUCGGAACCGCGUUUGCGCUCUCCUCGUACUCUGCCACCUCCGCGCUUCUCUCCUCGCAGUGGCACGAGUCCCCGACUUCCUUUCCCGCAGUCACAACGCCGAUCGCGCCGGCAUCGCUUAACGGCUUCUGCGAGAUUGGCGGCGACGACACCAGCUCGUUUGCUGCCAUCGCGUCGUCGGACAGCGUGCCUGCCAACCACCCGGGCGGACGCGACGAGGGGCGCUUGCUGGAAGGACUGCUGGAAGACGUCAAAGAGGCGGUGGGCGAGCCGUUGCGCGUGCUUGGCGAGCCGCCGGCGUCCAUCAUCAAGGACGUUUACGAGAAGCAGCCGGGCGAGGCCGACUUGGAGACCGUCCUAGCCUCGCGCAACAGCACGGAGCGCAAGGGCGAGCCCGAGAUCGACUUUGUCGGUCCCGUCUACAGCAACAGGACGGGGAUCAUCGCUCGGGGGCGCGACACCGUCCUGCCCGUGAACGACACGUCGCCCAAGUUGCGGCCCGCCGACGCUGGGAAGCCCGGAAGCAAGGCGCGGAAGCUUGUUGAGGCUGGCCUCGCUGGGGCCUCCGUGCUGCUCGUCUCGCGCAAGAAGGCGUUCGACGCCGCCGUCCGCAUGGGCGCCGCAGCGCUAGUCGUCGGCAAAGCGGUUGCCACUCCCACAGAUCCGCCGCCGCCGCCGUCCCUUGCGCCGCCGUCCCCGCCGCCGUCGCCGCCGCCGGCGCCACCGCCCAAGGUGCUGGUCCAGUUCGCCGUCACCAGCGGCUCCAGGUGCGCCGAGAAGCUGCCGUACGGCCCGGAGCCGUCCAAUUUCGCGACGUCGACCUCGCCGCUGGUCUGCACCGACUGCGUCACCGACACGACCGACACGUGGGAGCAGGAGUUCUACUGCGACGGCAGCACUGGCCCCGACCUGACGCUCGAGUACAAGUUCGACACGGACCGCACGAUCGGCGCCACCCUCGCCGCGGCCAACUUGGGCGGCAUCCCCGUCACAUGGUCCGCCUCGGGCUCGCUCCUCAGCAGCCCCGUCACCAUGAGCGGCACGUGGGUCGGCACCUCGACCACCGUGUACUGGACCGGCUCCGUCGGCGCCUCCGGCUCGGCUCUGGCCUCGGACGACUUCGCGUGGAUGGGCGGCAGCGGCGUGAUCAUCGACGGCGACCAGCAGGACACGGUCCCCGGCUCCACCGGCGUCUGCUCGGGCACGGGCGUCUACGGCCAGUCGAACUGCAACAUGUUCGACAGCAGCAGCAGCAGCAGCUGCAGCACCCUGUACUACGGCUCGUCGUCCAAGUCGUGCUCGAGCAUGAUCACCCGCGUGUACGCGCGCGCCGGUCCCAAGCCGCCGCCGCCGCCGCCUCUGUCACCGUCCCCGCUUCUGCCGCCGCUCCCCCCCGGCUUUGUCGCCGCGGCGAGCGAGGCCAAGCUCCGCUCCCUGAUCGAGGAGGCUACUUCUACUGCGGCCGACGUCUCAAUCUACCUGCCGCCCAGCUCGGUGCUGUACCUGUUCAACAUCGAACAAACCUCGAUCAGCGACGCCUCCUUCACCGGCAACACCGCUGGCGACGGUGUCACGAUACAGCCUCUCAACUCGCCGAUAGACUGGGACUGCCGCUUGGGCAGCUGGAUGCCGCACAAAGGCGCCUUUUUCCGCGACUUCAGCGUCCCCGAGUGCAACCAGUGCCGCCUCUUUGGCGGCAAUGCCGAGGCCGGCGAGACGCGGUGCGCCGGCAGCGAGCCGGUGGCGAGAAAGGCCUCUCGCCGCCGGAGGAUGGUGGAGGCGGGCUCGGACGCGUACUGCGCUUCGGACUUCAAAGGGCCCGAGUGCCGGCUCUGCGCUGCGCCAGACCACCACCUCGUCGACGGUGACACCUGCGAAGUAUGCGCUCCGCGCGCCGCCGCUGUGGGCCGCAUCGUAGGCCUCGUCCUCGGCCUCUGCGUCGCGUGCGGCUUGGCGGCUUGGGCCUACCACAUGCCGUGGCGGAAGAAGCGCAUCAUCGGCUGUCUCCUCCGCUUUGCAGACCGCUCCGUCAAGUACUACGUCGGGGUCGGAAUGACGGCCAAGGUCAAAAUCCUGUUCGGCUUUUACCAGAUCAGCACCGUAUUGUCCUCCACCUACUCCGCGCGGCUGCCAAACAAGUACACGGGCUGGACGGACAACUUGGCCAACGUGAUCUCCGUCGACUGGUCUGGCUUUUUCCUGCCGGAGCAGUGCCUCGGCUACGCUCUGCGGCUCCUCGCCAUCGCCCUCUCCCCCGUCGCCCUCAUCGCCCUGCUAAUGGUUGCGGGAAUAAGUCUGCGGCUCUACCGCUGGCGUGCUGCCCCGCCGCCGCGCGAGAGAGCGUGGUACGCGGAGGCGGCCCUCGGCCUCCUCGACCUCACGCCGGCGGGCCUGGCCUACACCAUCUCUCCGCCAAACGAGCCCCUGCGGCAGGUCUCCUACAUGCGGCAGGACGCGAGCGUCGAGUGCGGCUCCGACGAUCACGGACCCAUCACCGGCCUCGCCAUCGGCUUCAUCGUCCUCUGGCCCGCCGGCUCGCUGGUCCUCUUCACGUCGCUCCUCGCCGCUUGCUACAAGCCGCUGCAGGCCAAGACGCCGAAUGCUCUGACGCGGGCCACCGCCUUCCUCCACCGGGAGUACGAACAAAAUUGGUACUGGUGGGAGGCGGUCGAGCUGGCGCGCAAGCUCGUGCUGACCGGUUUCGUGCUUCUGAUACCGGAGGAGCGAGCCUUUGUUCGCCUGGUGGUGGCGACGCUCAUCUGCUCAUGCUACGCCGUCGCGCUCGCCGUCGUGCGGCCGUACAAGCGGGUCGAGGACAACGUCAUCGCCGUCGCCACGAGCCUCGUGCUCCUCCUGCUCUUCCUCGGCACCAACUGGAGCACCAUCUUCCUCGGCAUCCAGGAGCGCUCCGGGAUCGAUGAUGCCAAUGCAGUCCUCGGCUUCCGCAGCCUCAAUGUGAUUGUCGACUCGAUGAUCAUCCUCGUUGCAGUCGUGCUCGCCUUCUUCCUCGUCGGCGCCAUCGUCGCCGCCCGCCGCGUCGCCAAGGUCCCCACGAUCCGCCUCGUCUCGACCAAGCAGCCCCCCGAGAUGAGCAUCGGGACUGGCCUCACGUGGCACCUCUUCAACAGCCACAUCUGGUCGACCGGUCAAGACGCCGUAAAGGUAGAUGAUCUAAAAGACAUCGGGGCGCUGGAGGAGUACAUCCAGAGCUCGCAGGUCAUCCUCUUCUUCCUCUCGCAGGGCUACUUCCGCUCCAAGGCUCGCCUCUUCCUCCCACCCCGCCUCUACCGCACCCUGGCCCCAAGAACUGCCGCCUCGCCCGCGCCACAGAACUGCCUUCGAGAGAUUCGCUCGUCGCUCGAGAAGGACAAGCCGCUCGUCCUCGUCCAAGAAGCGGACCCUGCAAAGGGCGGCGGGACGCUGCAGGCGCUGCGCGACGAGUGCCCCGAGGACCUGCAGCCGGCCAUCUUUGACGAGGACUGGCCGCUCACGAUCUGGUAUCGCAUCGAGGAGUUUCAGCUCGUCUCCCUCAAGAUCAUCGCCGAGGCGCCGCCGGCCACAGCCAGCCGCUACGCAGUCCUCUCCGUCUCCCGACCGACCCCACUGGAACCACAGGCGGUGCUCCUCUGUUCGCCCAACUUUCUGGACAAGACCUCCCUCCCGCUCUGCGUGUCGGGCGAGCUCGAGAGCGAGUCGCUCGCCUUUUCCAAACCGUGCACGCUCUGGGCCUCGCCUGCCAACGCGGGCGCUCUGGAGCUGGCCACCGAGAUCGCCACCGCCGUUGCCGGUCUCACGAUCUCCACCACUGAUGAUCGACCGGCCAGCGCGACGCACAUGCUGCUCUACCUCAACGAGGAGAGCUUCGUCAGCGACGGGGAGCGGCUGGCCGAGCAGGUCAAGCAGGCGCGCCAGGACAGGCUGAAGAUCGUCAUGGCGCACGAGAACGACCCCGCGCUCGGCGGCUGCCAGUUCUCGAGGUUUUUCGAAGAGCUCAUCGCUGGCGGACUCUACACGGACCUGGCAAAAUCGUGCUUCCCCGGCCGCCACCGCAAGGCGCGCGCCCUCUCUCUCUCACAGCGAGCUCUCCCCCGCAUCGAGCGUUUCGUGAAGAGGGGCGUCCCUGGCAGCACCAGCCUCGCGAAGCGCAGCCUUGGCGGCCUCAGCCGGGUGUUCGCCAAGAUGAGCAGCCGCAGCUCUGCGGAGGCGCGCGACGUCUCUGCAGGCGAGGCGUCGUCGGUGCAGCACCAGGUCUGA